UGGCAACGCCGCCCACUUGCAGGUUAGCGCGGCCGCGCGCACAGAAGACGUCAACGCAUGACAUUGACGCCCGUAAACAAAGCGAGCGCUGGCCCCAAUGGCAGUUUCGUGCAAAAGGGGGGCCCUGUGAGAGUGCGCCAUGUUCCGCAGCGGCGGCAACCCAAAGGGCGACUUCCUCGAGCUGACCAAGGCGGCCCGGGAGGAGCGGGCGCUCGAAAAGCGCCGCGAGGCGGCCGCCGUCCUGCUGCAGGCGAGCGUGCGGGGCUGGCUGGCGCGCCUCAAGUUCGCCGGCGCCAUUCUUGAGGAGUUCGAUCGGGCGCUGCCCGACCAGUGCACCAAGCCGGCGCCCGAGGUCUACCAGCUGGGCGUGCGGCUGCUGCUGGUGUGGCGCAAGGGGCGCGACACGGAGCGCUUCGCCAAGCUGUGCCGCUACCUGGUGGCGUCGCUGGACUGCGACUCGCCCAAACUCAGCUACGUGGGGGUGGCCCUAGGCAAGGAGCACGUGCUCCAGUGGAUCGCCCACAUGAACCGCGUCCUCUGGACGUGCUGCGUCUACCUGAACGACCUCAAGCCCGAGCUGGCCGCCGACAUGAAGGCCAUCGUGCUCUUCCUGCACGUGCUGGUGGCCUUCACCAGCACCAACACCUGGGCGGUGCUCAAGAUCAAGGCCAUGGCGCCGCUGCGCGGCGGCAUGAACCAGCUCUGCGCCAACCUGAUGGGGCAGCUCUUCCACAAGGGCUUCUAUCUGGUCCUCAAGGGGCUGCUGAUCCGGGGCCUGGGCCGCCUCAAGGCCGCCUCCGUCUCGGCCGUCAUCACUUUGGGGCUGCGCCCCCUCGUCUCCGCCAACUUCUCCGACAAAUUCAUGACGAUCUUCCUCAUCAACGUGCUCGCAGUGCCGGCGCUGCUGCAUCACCUACAAGCCGCGUCGUCUGAGAGCAUUGCCACGUUGCAACAUCACCGAAUCUUCACCAGAACGUUGGAGCUGCUGUCCAGCCAGCAGUCGAUGCGCAUCGUGUUCAACGCACUAGAGGGCAGCUACGCGCUCUGUCUGCUGGCCAACCUGAUCCAGAUGGCGCACCUGGAGCGCCACUCCACCCUGCCCAGCCUCUGCUUCCCCACCUUCACGGUGGUCGUCACCGGGCUGCUGGAAAGCUGCCAGAACUACGUGGUGAGCAAACAGUCGACGCUCACCCACUGGCACCCGGUGCUGGGCUGGUUCGCGCAGCCGCUSGAUCCGGGCCUGCACGCCGCCAUCGGCCCCAUCAAGGCGCAGCUGCAGCUGCUGUGGCACGUCGACGUCAUCCAGAUCCUGCUGGGCCACUUCCUGGCCCGGCUGGUGGAGGGGGCGGCUCCGCCCGCCGGCCCCGCCCCCGCACAGCCGCAGGGCUUCUUCAAGAAGAUGCUGGAGAAGGGCGGGGCCAAGGCGGGCGCGCAGCGCCCCUACCGCCCCCUGGGCAGCCCGGAGGUGCACCGCGUCGUGCUGAUCUGCUCCCUCUUCCACACCGCCCUGCACACGCUCACCCAAAUGCAGCUGGACAUCCUCACUGGCCUUUGCUACCAGAACACCAUCCUGUACGACCUGUGGCUGUUCCUGUGCUCCUUGGGGCCCACCUGCGGGCUCAAGACGUUCCUCGACCAUCUGGCCUUCAACACCAAGUGCUCCGCCCCCGAGUUCCAGAUGCUGCAACUGUUCGCCGACUGCAUGACGCACUAUGUCACCCUGCUGGACGACAUCGAGAUGUACGAGAAGCAGCGGCUGUUCCGAUUGGGCGACUUCGUCGCCCUGUCCCACUUCCUCAACGUGUUCCUCUACAAGGCGGUGCUGGGCAACCUGUUCGACAUCAAGUCGAUUCAGAGCAACUCGCUGUUCCAAUCGCUGCACACGCUGCUGAUGGUGCUCUACAAGCGCGACUGCUGGCGCAGCUACACGCCCCCCGACCAUUGGCUGGUGCGCGACAUCAAGGUGGCCGCCUUUCUGGCCGACCUGGAGAAGGGGCGGCGCGCCCCGCAGCUCCUGCUGCAGACCACGCCCCACAUCAUCCCGCACGAGGACCGCGUGCGCCUCUUCCGCAAGUACAUCGCCAAUGAGCGGACCGUGCUGGGGCUCACUGAGUCGGCGUGCGCCGCCAGCCAAUCCACGCUCAUCACCGUGCACAGGAACCGCAUAGUCGAGGACGGCUACCGGCAGUUGACGAUUCUGCCGCCGCAGGCGCUCAAGGGCGUGAUACGCGUGCGCUUCAUCAACGAGUACGGGCUGGACGAGGCCGGCAUCGACCAGGACGGCGUCUUCAAGGAGUUCCUCGAGGAGAGCGUGAAGCGCGUCUUCGACCCCGCCCUCAACCUGUUCAAGGCGACCAGCGAGGAGCGGCUCUACCCCUCGCCCACCUCCCAUCUGCAGGACAACCAUCUGCAACUGUUCGAGUUCACGGGCAAGAUCCUCGGCAAGGCCGUCUACGAGGGAAUCGUCGUGGACGUCCCGUUCGCCUCGUUCUUCCUCAGCCAGGUCUCCGGGCAGACGUCGCAGGCCAUGUACAGCUCGGUGGACGAGCUGCCCUCCCUGGACCCCGCCCUCUACCGCAGCCUCAGCUACGUGAAGCACUAUGAGGACGACGUCGCCGAUCUUAACCUCACUUUCAGCGUCGAUGACGACCAUAUGGGGCGCGUGGUGACGCACGAGCUGGUCCCGGGCGGGCGCGCCGUGCCCGUCACCAAGGACAACAUCAUCAACUACAUCCACCUGAUGGCCCACUUCCGGAUGCAUGUGCAGAUCAAGGAGCAGACGGCGGCCUUCAUCAAGGGCUUCCGCUCGAUCGUCAACCCCGAUUGGCUGACGCUCUUCUCCACGCCCGAGCUGCAGCGGCUGAUCUCGGGCGACAACGUCCCGCUGGACCUGCGCGAUCUGCGCAAGCACUGCCAGUACUACGGCGGCUUCCACGACUCCCAUCGCGUGAUUGGCUGGCUGUGGGACAUUCUGGAGCGCGACUUCAGCGACGAGGAGCGGCGCAUGUUCCUCAAGUUCGUCACCAGCUGCUCCAAGCCGCCCCUGCUGGGCUUCGCCCAUCUGGAGCCGCCCUUCUCCAUUCGCUGCGUCGAAGUGGGCGACGACGAGGACACGGGGGACACCAUCGGCAGCGUCUUCCGCGGCUUCUUCACCAUACGGAAGAAGGAUCCGCAGAACCGGCUGCCCACCUCCUCCACCUGCUUCAACCUGCUGAAGCUGCCCAACUACCAGAAGAAGGGCACGCUGCGCGAGAAGCUGCGCUACGCGGUCAGCUGCAACACCGGCUUCGAACUGUCCUAACCUCACCUGUGCUGUGAUUAAGCCGGCGGCUGUAUUAGUGCGCAUGGACGCUAUGGGCCCCCCCCGAAAGGGGGCCCCAGUGCAAUUUAUUCACUUGAGAUCCAUAGUAGAUGUUUUUCACUUUA
Messenger RNA from Dendroctonus ponderosae (mountain pine beetle), 3426 nucleotides. Its product is annotated as ubiquitin-protein ligase E3B. The transcript is spliced from 14 exons. NCBI's taxonomy places the organism in Eukaryota, Metazoa, Arthropoda, Insecta, Coleoptera, Curculionidae. The record is from RefSeq and is a predicted model, not a curated record. The coding region runs from base 140 to 3301 and encodes 1053 amino acids. Gene Ontology annotation, biological process: ubiquitin-dependent protein catabolic process; protein polyubiquitination. Gene Ontology annotation, molecular function: protein binding; ubiquitin protein ligase activity.